AUUGUUAACUUAACCUUAAAAUCCCAUGUCAAAUGUGAUCGUCAGCUUAGCGUUUAUUUUACGUUAAAAAUUCCAUAAAAUCAAAAUUAUUAUUGCCCAAAGAAUGGCCCUUGUCAGCGCUAGAUACCUUUUAAAAUGCGGUCAAAGUAUAGGCGAAUCUGUGCUUUUUAAUUCCAGAAGUAUUGCUAUAACCAAAGUUCGCUUCAACACUGUUGAGGAGAACAAAAAGACUGAUUCAGAAGCCCCAUCUGCAUCCCCACAGGAAACGAAAGUAAACGAGGACAUUGAAAGAUUAAACAAGCAAUUGUCUGAACUUACCCAGCAAAAUGUGGAAUUAAUGGACAAAUACAAAAGAGCUUUGGCAGAUGGUGAAAACCUUAGGCAAAGAUUAACCAAACAAAUCUCAGAAGCAAAAAUAUUUGGUAUUCAGUCCUUCUGCAAAGAUCUUCUAGAAGUUGCGGAUGUGCUUAGCAAGGCGACUGAAACCGUACCAAAAGAUGAAAUAAAAGACAGCAACCCUCAUUUAAAAAGUUUAUAUGAGGGAUUAGUUAUGACGGAAGCACAACUGAAGAAUGUAUUUAAAAGACACGGAUUAGAGCCAGUAAAUCCCUUAAAUGAAAAGUUUAACCCUAAUUAUCAUGAAGCACUAUUUCAACAGGAAGUGGAAGGUAAAGAAGCAGGCACAGUUGUGGUAGUUUCGAAAAUUGGGUACAAACUGCAUGAACGAGUGCUGCGACCAGCCCUAGUCGGAGUCUCAAAGUAAAAUAUGAAAGUACAUUUUCUUGUGGGUUAUGAAUGUUCUGGUGUGAGAUUGAUUAUAUCACAUAAGAACCUAUAGAUGUGUAUAGUUUUAUUGUUUUUACAUGUUAAUUAGAUCUUGUUAUAUAUUUUUUUUGUAAC
Molecule: messenger RNA, 900 nt
Organism: Anthonomus grandis grandis
Lineage: Eukaryota; Metazoa; Arthropoda; Insecta; Coleoptera; Curculionidae
Gene: Roe1
Product: grpE protein homolog, mitochondrial
Exons: 4
Coding region: 104-763 (219 amino acids)
Biological process (GO): protein folding; protein import into mitochondrial matrix
Cellular component (GO): PAM complex, Tim23 associated import motor
Molecular function (GO): adenyl-nucleotide exchange factor activity; protein-folding chaperone binding; protein homodimerization activity
Source: RefSeq, a predicted model, not a curated record